AUGGAGAACUUUGAGAUACUGCGCCCUGUUGGUCGGUUGGAACAAUAUUCCACGUCGCGCCAUCAAGUAGGAUUCUAUCUCAACGUGGCCAUGUCAGCAACCUAUGUCUUACCAGACACAUUCGUACUUCCCAUCAAAGACUACGUGUACCAAGCAUGUGAAGCCGCAAUUGCGCAACAUCCGUCGCUAUCCGCCAUCGUGGCAGACGACCACACCCAAGACCCUUACUUCGUGCGGCUGCCACGCAUUAAUCUGGACCAGGUUGUAUCUUUCCGGGACCGAAAGCCCGGCUUGUUAGGCAUUGAAGCCAAUGGCGAGCCAGCUCCAGACCUUGACCUGCAAACACUGCUUGCAACUCAGCACAACACGCCAUUCAAGACGCCGAGUGCCUUUUGGAGACUCGGUAUUCUGCUAGACACAGAGAAUGAGCGGCAGUUUACCGCAGCAUUUGUCUACCACCAAGCCAUUGGCGAUGGGAUUUCAGGAAAAGCCUUUCACCACACAUUCCUGCAAGCUUUGGGGACAAUAGACUCAUCAGAGCAGACCAAAGCAAUCAUCGUGCCGCCGUCAAUUCCCCUGCUACCAAACGUUGAACUCAUGCACUCACAGUCUCUCUCGUUCCCAUACCUCGCCAAGAAAAUGUUCCACGCAAAGGUCUUCUCCAGACAUCCAUCGGGUCUCUGGACCGGCUCCAAAAUCCUGGGUCCAUCUCAGACACGCUUGCGCCUGGUCCCAUUCUCUAAACUACUCAUGGCCACGGCAAAAGCCAGAUGUCGAAUGGAGGACACAACGAUCACUGCACUGCUGCAGGUAAUCGUCGCCCGUUCCAUCUUCGCACACAUUCCAGCCCAUUUCACGCGACUCGUCUGCUCCGGCACUGUCUCAUGCAGGCGCUGGCUGCCCGCCAUCAAUGAUGAGGCGAUGGGCGUCUGGUUUCAGGACUACGAGGAGUCUUACUGCCGGGCUGCUGUCUGGCCGUCUGAUGACUCUUUCCCAUGGGCGGAGACUAAACGAUCCCGGAAGACGAUCCAGUCUGUGCUGAAUAUGAAAGGGAGAAAUGCUAGCUCGAGUCUGCUGCAGUUCGUCGACGAUUACCAGCAUGAGCUGUGUUUGUCUAGGAUUGGAAAGGAGCGCGAUAGGAGCUUUGAGGUGUCGAAUGUUGGGGAAAUGGUUCCGCAGACUGAUCCGCAGAUGCCUUCUAUUGAUGGACUGGUGUUCUCGCAGUGUGCUAGUGUCAUGGGUAGCGCUAUUGAGGUGUCUGUUGCUACUGGUUGUGAUGGGUGUAUGGUGCUGGCUAUCUCGUGGCAGCAGGGGGUUGUCGAGGCGGGUCUCAUCAAUGAGACGGUGGAGUCGAUUAAGCAGGACAUGUACUCUCUUGAGGAUGUUUGA
Messenger RNA from Penicillium bovifimosum, 1389 nucleotides. RefSeq lists its product as uncharacterized. Bases 1 to 1389 code for a protein of 462 amino acids. The record is from RefSeq and is a predicted model, not a curated record. Gene Ontology annotation, molecular function: N-acetyltransferase activity. The transcript is spliced from 2 exons. NCBI's taxonomy places the organism in Eukaryota, Fungi, Ascomycota, Eurotiomycetes, Eurotiales, Aspergillaceae.